AUGGCCCUGGUGAGGUUCAAGGAAUUGGGGGAAGAUGAACUGAACUUAGAAGAAGAGAACCUAGACAGCGUCAAGGCCUUGACAACAAAGUUGAAGCUACAGACACGGCGCCCAUCUUACCUAGAAUGGAAGGCCCAUGUGCAAAGCCCCUCCUGGAGAAAUGGGCUGCGGGCUGAAGCGCUGAAGACCCACCUGGAGAAGCAGGGCGAAGAGGCAGUGGGAGAAGAGAAUCAAGCCCAGGGAUCCUUGAAGUCUGUUUGUGGAUUCCCCACCAUUGGUAUGGCCUUUGAAUGGCUUCGGAUGGAACUGAGGAAGAUGCAGGCCCUGGACCACCAGCUGGCACGGCAGCUGAUGGGGCUGCGGGCCCAGAUCCACCAGCUGAAGGUGGAGCAGGCCUGCCAUCGCCACAAAGAGAUGCUGGAUGACGCCACCUUCGAACUGGAGGGCUGCGAGGAGGACUCGGAUCUGCUCUGCAACAUUCCCCCCAAGAUGGCCUUCCUCUUGUCUACCCCUCUCAAGCACAUUGGAGUCACCCGCAUGAAUAUAAACUCCCGCCGUUUCUCCUUGUGCUGAUGGACCUUCACCCCUUUGCAUGCUUGCUUGGCGCUUGUGGCUGUUCGCAACCAGGGAGUAUCUUGGCCCCCAUUGCCUGCACCUGUAGAUUUUGUGCCCGUGUAGAGCAACCGGUGUCUCACCUGGCUGAUCUCCUCUGGGCUCAGGAACAUAUCCGGACAGGCAACCUCAGGGAGGUGAGCUGGGAGGCAAAACACAUCCUAGUAGAAAGUAGGGAAGUCUGGGGAACCGCCUGGAGCAGCCUUUCUUCAGGUGAGGCACCUCUCAGGGAGGGAAGUGCUGCUUCUUAGGAAAAAGAGAUGAAAAGCAGAGAGCAAUACGGAGCAAGAAGGACGAUUGGUGUCCUUUUGGUGAUUCACAGGCCUAAGGAGGGUCUGGGGUAGAACAAAUUCCAGUCUGCAGGUUCAGAGAAGGGCCAAUGCAUGCAUCAGCUGGCAGUGCAUGAAAAAAGGGGCAGAGUUCACAAACUGCAGAUUGACUUUUUUGACUUCUCUGCUGGCCAAGGAUGCAGGAGGCGCAAUGACCUCAAGGGGGGAAAAAUUGCUGGUCGACGUGUCUCUUUUAACUGGAAGGCUGAUCACCCCUUCACUCCUCCUCAUUUAUUUUGCCCAUGUAUGUUUUAAAAGCUUGCUUACUUUUUAUUGUAUGUCAGUUGAUGUGGCUUUGAGAAGCUGCAGUCAGCAAAACACUUU
This is a messenger RNA of Protobothrops mucrosquamatus (brown spotted pit viper), 1265 nucleotides long. RefSeq names its product family with sequence similarity 167 member B (gene FAM167B). The record is from RefSeq and is a predicted model, not a curated record. NCBI's taxonomy places the organism in Eukaryota, Metazoa, Chordata, Lepidosauria, Squamata, Viperidae. The transcript is spliced from 2 exons. Bases 1 to 573 code for a protein of 190 amino acids.